Molecule: messenger RNA, 1098 nt
Organism: Sclerotinia sclerotiorum 1980 UF-70
Lineage: Eukaryota; Fungi; Ascomycota; Leotiomycetes; Helotiales; Sclerotiniaceae
Exons: 4
Coding region: 1-1098 (365 amino acids)
Biological process (GO): protein dephosphorylation
Cellular component (GO): nucleus
Molecular function (GO): protein tyrosine/serine/threonine phosphatase activity
Source: RefSeq, a predicted model, not a curated record
AUGAAUACGGAGCCAUCUAGGAUACCGGGGGAGGAUGAGUUGUAUGUUGGAGGAAUUGUCUCGUUAACGGAAAACUCUCUCCAAAAGAACAAUAUCACACAUAUUGUCAGCGUUCUAAAAUAUGAUUUCAAGAACUUCAAUAUCAACUGGAAUAAGUAUAAACAUCUUCAGAUUGAGGUUGAUGAUGUCGAGGAUGAGAACUUGCUGGGUGCGUUUGAGACAACGGGAGCUUGGAUUGAAGAGGCCUUGAAGGGUAAUGGGCAGAGUGAAGGAGAAGAGGGGGAGAAGAAGAGAGGUGCCGUACUUGUCCAUUGUGCCAUGGGAAGGUCCCGCUCCGUAACUAUCUUAAUUGCCUACCUUUUGCGCCAAUACCCUUCUCUCACUCCCGCUAUAGCGCUCGCCCAGAUCCAGCAAACACGUCCCUUCGCAGAGCCCAAUGAUGGGUUCAUGGCCCAGCUUCAAUUAUAUCAUGAAAUGGGAUGUCCACGAAACAUAGAUGAACAGCCUAAAUAUCAACGAUGGCUGUACCAAAGAGAAGUCGAGUUAGCUGUUGCUACAGGAGGACGCCCUGAUUGGGUCCGGUUUGAAGAUGAAGUGGAGCAGGAUGGACCGAAGCCGGACGGCAAGGAAAAGGAGAUCAGGUGUAGGAUGUGUCGGCGCACUCUCGCCACAACCCCCUACCUCAUCCUUCACACCCCCAACCCCAGAGCAGCAUCCUCUCCCACCUCACUCAUAAAUCCCCAAACAACACCCAUCUCCUCCCUCCCCCCCACCCCUCAUCACAGCGCUUGCACUCACCACUUCCUACACCCUCUAUCCUGGAUGCGUCCGGAACUCGAACUCGGAAACUUAUCCGGAAGACUGGAGUGUCCGAACCAAAAAUGCAAAGCCCAGAUAGGGAAAUAUGCGUGGCAGGGAAUGCGAUGUAGUUGUGGCGUAUGGGUCUGUCCCGCUUUUAGUUUGUUAAAGGGAAGAUGUGACGAGGUUACAAUUAGGAAGAGAGUGGAAGGGGGAAGCAGUGGUGCGGGGGGUAUUAGACUGCCUCCUGGGAUGAGAGAAGGAGGAUGUACGAUAGCGAGGGAGAAGGGAAGUUUGUGA